UCGACACAGCUUAUUCCACUGCACUGCAUACCGCGCAAGUCUAUCACCGAGUCUUCCUCGUUUGCCGCGGACAGGACGAUGGACCGAAAUCGCGCGUGACUACCAUAAAAAUAAAACUAUUAUAUUUUUCAUAGCACCCGUGUAAACACCUAAGCGUGAUAACUAAGUCAAAUUAUUCGUAUGUAAGGGUUUUUGUGUGUAGCGUAGCAGAAUCUGCGUAGCAACGGAUUCUGACAGUAGGUAUAUUUAUAUUUUAUUUUUGCAGUAAAUUAUUUAACGUGAGAUGUAAAACCAUGUCGUCGAAUCCCAUCAGAGGAAUUAGACGAAAAAAGUCUUCGUUAACCGAAGUCAAAAUUGCCGUACUUGGAGCGCCGGGAGUCGGCAAGAGUGCGUUAACAGUGCGAUUUUUAACUAAGAGAUACAUUGGCGAAUACGACCAUCAAUCGGAAACAAGAUACAAGCACGAAGUUAUGGUCGAUGGCGAACCGAUUCUUUUUGAAAUAUUGGACACCUGUCCAAAAAAUGACGAAGAGAUGCCACUGAAUGAAGUCUACAGUUGGGCGGAUGCGUUAGUUUUGGUAUUUGCCAUAACUGACAGACGUUCGUUUAAUUAUGUGCGCCGGGUAAAACAAACUAUGUUAGAUACAUUCGAAAUGCCCGUAGUGUUGGUGGCCAACAAAGCCGACAUGGUACACUUGAGACAAGUGAGCACCGAAGAAGGGGAAAUUUUAGCCAAAGACUUUGAGUGCUGUUUUACCGAAGUAGCGGCCGCAGAACAGGUGGGCCAAAUUGCCGAAGUGUUUUUGGAAGUUUGCCGGGAAGUGCUGAGCGUCCGCCGCAAGAACAAACAGUCGCUACUCGACCGGAUGUUGGGCAGUAAAACGGCUGCCGUAAAAGCAUACGCGCGUGGCAAGAGUGACAGUGCUUUACCCAAAGACUGACUUAUAAUCUGUUUACUGGCUAUUUUGGUAGUAUACCAUAGGAAGUAACGCACGCACAUGCUAAACGCAAAUUUGUGCAAUUCUGAAGCCAGUUGCCAAAAUGUUCAUUUAACAUCGAUCAUCGUUGGUGAUUCUGAUUUAGCAUCAAUUACCUAAGCUGACUACAAGCUGAUUUAUUAAUAAAAGACUAUACAUAUGCGUAGGUAAUAAACAAAUUUAUGUUAACGUAUCGUAUACAAUUUUAACAACAUUUGGUAACAGGGUAUUUAUAUUUUGUUAAUUUGAACUAAUCCGACGAGAUGGGUAUAAUGUGUUUUAUGCUUGACAAGUAUAAUCAUAA
This is a messenger RNA of Adelges cooleyi (spruce gall adelgid), 1281 nucleotides long. Its product is annotated as ras-related and estrogen-regulated growth inhibitor. The coding region runs from base 294 to 941 and encodes 215 amino acids. Gene Ontology annotation, molecular function: GTP binding; GTPase activity. The transcript is spliced from 5 exons. The record is from RefSeq and is a predicted model, not a curated record. Lineage: Eukaryota; Metazoa; Arthropoda; Insecta; Hemiptera; Adelgidae.